AUGGCCACCACGACCUCCGGAUUUAACGCCAAUAGAUUAUUUUGUGUGGGGCUGGAUGAAGUCUAUGGUUUAUUCUGCGGCAGUUGGCACGCAAGAAGAGCUAAGAAAUCGCACCGUGGAAGCCGCAGUAACUAACUAUACUAUACGAAGAGCCAGUGAUGCAUGGAUUCGUCGUGCUGAAUGUUGCAU
This is a messenger RNA of Nezara viridula (southern green stink bug), 189 nucleotides long. The record is from the annotation of a GenBank genome assembly. NCBI's taxonomy places the organism in Eukaryota, Metazoa, Arthropoda, Insecta, Hemiptera, Pentatomidae.